Messenger RNA from Gymnodraco acuticeps, 5438 nucleotides. It is a transcript of the gene srebf1, whose product is annotated as sterol regulatory element binding transcription factor 1. Gene Ontology annotation, cellular component: nucleus. The coding region runs from base 256 to 3912 and encodes 1218 amino acids. Gene Ontology annotation, biological process: regulation of transcription by RNA polymerase II. The transcript is spliced from 19 exons. The record is from RefSeq and is a predicted model, not a curated record. Lineage: Eukaryota; Metazoa; Chordata; Actinopteri; Perciformes; Bathydraconidae. Gene Ontology annotation, molecular function: RNA polymerase II cis-regulatory region sequence-specific DNA binding; DNA-binding transcription factor activity, RNA polymerase II-specific; protein dimerization activity.
CCAGGCUGCCUCUGUAAGCAUGUUAGUACUGAAUGAGCUCCAGUGUUUGGCUUUGGUUUGACAAGUUUCCCUGCAUGAUCAUGGGGGUAGGAGUGAGCAGUUAGUUGACACACAAUAAAAAAGUUGCAGCUCACGUUGUUUCAGGUAGACUCUGGAUCGGACGUUUUGGCAAAUGUAGGGACGUGACAAGUGUUUCUCCUCUGAGCGAUUCUACAGCCAGUCAAGUCUACAUUGGAGCCACACACAAGAGUAAAGAUGAACAGCAUGUCUUUUGACGAUCCUUCGUUGGAUAACUUGGAUCCAACUCUAUCGCUUCAUGACCCGAAUGAUAUUGACACGGCUCUCCUAAGCGACAUUGAUGACAUGCUACAGCUCAUCAACAACCAGGACAUGGAGUUUGGAGGACUGUUUGAUAACCCCCCAUACACAGUGCCCCCUCCCACCCAAGAGCUUCCUGUAUUGACCCAGUCUAUCAUCUUACCUUCCCCUCCAACCACCACCACCACUUCUGUACCUCCACCUCCACCUUCCUCCUCCAUCCUAAGCAGUAGCCCCCACCUGGAUGCACUCCUGGGCCCUCCCAUCACCCGCAGCUCCUCCACCCCAGACAAGGCCUUCCAGCCUCCCACCUUUCAGCUGUCCCCCUUGGCCAAGGUACCCAACUCCACACAAAGGCUUCAGCCGGCCUCCCCCCCACAGGCCCAGGCCCUCAGACAGCCCCAGGUGGAGCAGCCACAACCCAUUCUCAGCCCGUCGGCCCCGUCAAAGGCAGCUUCACCUCAUGGAUCACCAACACCAAACCCAGCUUUCACCUCCACGCCCCAGGCCAUCUUCACUGCGCCAGCCCCCACAUCUCCUCCUCCGCCCCAGCCCCUGCCUCAGCUUCAGCCUCAGCCCCAGCUUCAGCCUCAGCCCCAGCAGCAGGCACUUCAUAUCCAGCCUCAGUCCCAACAGAUCCUGAUCAACUAUAGCACCGUGAACAGCUACACAACUGCCAGUCCCAGCAGUGUGAGCCAACCCACCACCAUCCUGUCAUCCUCGCCUCCAAGUGUUCAGCCAAUGACCAUCCAGGCUCAGCUCCAAGGGCUGACCGCCACGUCUCCCCUCAUGGCCACGUCAGUGAGCCCGCCGCUGCAAACCAUCGCACCCAACGUACAGCAAUUGCAGCAAGUACAGCAAGUGCAGCAAGUACAGCAAGUACAGCAAAUGCAGCAAAUGCAGCAAGUACCUGUGUUGCUGCAGCCGCAGUUCAUCAAGGCGGAGUCUCUGCUGCUGACCACUAUGGCUUCCUCCACCUCCCUGUCCAGCACCACCCCAGUACAGAGCACUUCACUGCAGCGGUCUUUGCCCUUCCAGGCCUUUAUGGGCGGUGGUACCAUCCUGACCACGGUGCCAGUCAUGAUGGACACUGAUAAGAUGCCCAUUAACCGCAUUGCCAUCAGCGGCAAGCAGUUUGGCGUGCCACACAAGGGAGAGAAGCGCACAGCCCACAAUGCAAUUGAGAAGCGUUACCGCUCCUCUAUUAAUGACAAAAUUCUCGAGCUCAAAGAUCUGGUGGCUGGUUCCGAGGCCAAGCUCAACAAGUCUGCAGUGCUGAGGAAAACCCUCGACUACAUCCGUUUCCUGCAGUCGACCAACCAGAAGCUCAAACAGGAGAACAUGGCGUUUAAAAUGGCAGCCCAGAAAAACAAGUCUCUCAAAGACCUGGUUGCCAUGGAGGUCGAUACACCGGCUGAUGUGAAGAAUGAGCUGCCCACCCCACCUGCUUCUGACGUGGGCUCCCCCACCUCUUUCUCUCACUGUAGCAGUGACUCAGAGCCCGACAGUCCGAUGGUGGAGGACACUAAGCAGCCUACUGUGGGCAUCGUGGACAAAUCCGCAGCAGGAGGCAGCGCUGGUGGCAUGUUGGACCGUUCUCGCAUGGCAUUGUGCGCCUUCACCUUCCUCUUCCUCUCUCUCAACCCUCUGGCUGCCCUGCUCUGCGCAUCCGGCAGCAGCUCAGCUGGAAGCUCAGCAGCCACACCUCACACAGGAAGGAGCGUCCUGGGUGUGGAUAUCGCAGCGGAGUCGUGGGGCUGGAUGGACUGGAUGCUGCCAACCUUACUGGUGUGGCUGGUGAACGGUGUUCUGGUGUCGGGGGUUCUGGUCCGACUGCUGGUGUAUGGAGAGCCUGUAACCAGACCACACUCUGGAUCCUCUGUGUUGUUCUGGAGGCACCGCAAGCAGGCUGACCUGGACCUGGCUAGAGGAGAUUUCGCCCAGGCCAGUCAGAAUCUGUGGACGUGUCUAAAGGCUCUUGGUCGUCCGUUACCCAUCUCCCAGUUGGACCUGGCCUGUUCUGCGCUCUGGUCCCUGCUAAGGUUCUGCCUCCAGCGCCUCUGGGUGGGCCGCUGGUUGGCUGCCAGGGCAGGAGGGCUGCGGUCUGACCGCCCGCUGAAGGAGGACGCCUGCAAAAGCAGCCGGGACGCCGCCCUGGUUUACCACCGCCUGCACCAGCUUCACAUGACAGGUAAGCUGAAUGGCAGCCACCUGUCAGCAGUGCACAUGGCACUGAGUGCAGUGAACCUGGCAGAGUGUGCUGGCUCCUGUCUGCCUGUAGCCAGUCUGGCUGAGGUCUACGUGUCCGCAGCUCUACGGGUCAAAGCCAGCAUGCCAAGGAUCCUGCAUUUUACUUCUCGUGUUUUCCUGAGCAGCGCCCGCCAGGCGUGCCUGUCGUCGAGCGGCAGCGUUCCUCCAGCUAUGCAGUGGCUGUGUCACCCUCUAGGUCAUCGCUUCUUUGUGGAUGGGGAUUGGGCUAUUCGCAGCACUCCUAAAGAAAGCAUCUACAGCCAGGCGGGCAAUACUGUGGAUCCUCUGGCCCAGGUGACUCAGGCUUUCAGGGAACACCUACUGGAGAAAGCUCUGUACUGUGUGGCUCAGCCUCACGGAGAGAAGAGUCCCGACCAGGGAGAAGGGGAGUAUGCUGAUGCCCUGGAGUAUCUCCAGCUGUUGAUAAGUGCAUCAGAUGCUGCUGGAGCCACCUCCCAGUCCUUUGCCAUCGGCUCCAAUAUGGCCACUGUGACCGGCUGCGACCCCCACUCCAAGUGGUGGUCCUCGGUUACCGUGGUGAUUAUCAAUUGGCUCCAAGGAGAUGACGCCGCAGCAGAGAGACUGUACCCAACUGUUGAGCACCUGCCGCGCAGCCUGCAGAACGCAGAGAGUCUCCUGCCCAAGGCGUGUCUGAACACAUUCAGGGCAGUGCGGGCUCUGCUGUCCAAACCUGAAAACUGCCAGCUGAGUCUGAGCUACAGCGACAAGGCCAGCGCUCUGCUUCGGGACAGCCUCAACCUCGGACCCCACUGCCACAGCUCCAGUUUAGACAAGGUUGUCCAGUUGCUCUUGUGUGAUCUCCUGUUGGUGAUGAGGACCAACGUGUGGCGCCUGCAGCAGCAGGGGGCCGGUCCUGCGGGGUCAGGGUUGGUGGGCACCAGCGGCCCUGCAGGGGUCCACCAGGCCUCCCCACCGGAGCUCCAAGGCUUUCAGCAAGAUCUCAGCUCCCUACGCAAACUGGCACACAGCUUCAGACCUGCCAUGCGGAGAUUGUUCCUUCAUGAAGCUACAGCCAGGCUGAUGGCGGGGGCCAGUCCCACCCGCACACAUCAGCUCCUGGAUCGCUCGCUGCGACGCAGGGCAACGACCGGAGCCAAAACAGAGGAGUGCGAGACGCGGCCGGGCCAGCGGGAGCAGGCGGAGGCUGUGAUGCUGGCGUGCCGCUACCUUCCCCCCUCCUUCCUUUCGGCCCCCGGCCAACGGGUGGGCAUGCUGGCAGACGCUGCCCGCACCCUGGAGAAGCUGGGAGACAAGAGGACCCUCCACGACUGCCAGCAAAUGAUCAUCAAGCUGGGCAGCGGCACUACUGUCACCAACAGCUAGAGAGCAGAAAGGUUGGGGAGGGGCUGAGAGACAUGUAUGGACACUGUAUAUAGAAACAUCUCUGAGAUACAAAAACACACAGACAAAAAAGAAAAUAUCAGCAGAGACACAGCCACACAUUCUCUGGCAUUUCUGGCGUGCAGCUAUUGAACAGAUUGACUUAACUAUCCAGAUUCAUAUCAAACUGACAGAUUUUUCUCAUGGACUGUCCCUGCCAACACCUAAUCCCCACAUCAGGACGCACUGUGUGUGUAGAGGUAACACUCUUGUUGCUAUGGAUUAUUACCAGAAUAAGAACAUUUUCGGUUGCAGUGCCACAGUUUGACCACAAUGAGGAGCCGUCACGUCCUCUAAGUAGACUGUUCAGUGUGAAUGAGUGAGUGUGUGAGUGUGUGUGUAUGUGUGUGUGAGAGUGAAGCAUGAAAGAGAUAUUUGCCCUGCACUUAUUCAGUCCCACCCCGAUCUUUUCGACAUAAAUGCACCUUAAGCAGGACUGCUCAGUGGGUUGGAGUGGCGGGCUGCUCUGAUUGGCCGCAGAGUGAGGCGUCAGUUGUUCGUUGAGGAAAGGGACUUGAUUGGUCCGCCCAUGGGCUCGUUCAGUGGGAAGCCACUCCGCCAGUUCACAAAGUGUUAAAGUUUAUUUGAAUCAAGUUUGACUUGAUGCCAGGAGAGGUGACCCACUGGACGCUCCAUGUGUCAAUCUGCACUAGCCCUGCAAGGCUGAUUUCAAUGAGAUAAAUAGAAAUGUGGCUUUAUGGAGUUAUUUUCAUAGAGAUCAUUAUUUGUUUUGCCGUGUACAUAUUUCAAAAUGUAUUUAUAAUCUGUAAGAAGUAUUUUACAAAGCAGAUUGAUAAUGCUUAUUUUCUUCCCCUAAACUGAGUUUAUUUGGUAGCUUUUCUCCAGGCCCAUAUAAUGGAGUUACUGUAAUGUGUUGCCAUGGCAAUGGGUGUCAAAAUCAAGUGCAAGUUAUUUGCGUCACAUCGUCUGACUCAAUUGACCUUUUGCACUGUUGCACACGUAUGCAGCUACGAUUUUUUUUUUCUUCAUAUUGGCAGCGUCCAAUUCUGGCAUCACAAAGAUUAAACACUAUAAAGUUGCAGAGGAACACUUUUGCAACAAGUUAUACAAUGAAGAACAUUUCAAAUGAUUCGUUUUUUAUCCAAAGAGGGCCUGUAGUGAAACUGGUUUUCCUUUUUAGCUCCAACACGAAGAGCCACACUUGCUCUUUCAGUCAUUAUAGUUAAAUGUUCCUAGAGAACCACACAUUGUUGUUGAUUUUUAAAGGACUGUAAGAAAAAGAAAAAAAUCGUUGGCAUGUGUUUUUGUUUCAGAACGAGUAUGUUUUUUAAAGUGUCACUAAUGUGAAAGACUGAAAGAUGAUGGAUUGAGAUGAAUGAGACAUAGCAAUGUCUAAAGGUGUUAUUCAUGUGUUCUUUAACUUUGAUAUAUUUUCAUCUCUUCCUUGUUCUUCGGUUUCAUCUCUUUAUGAUGUAAAUAUUAAAGCAUUUUGUAAGGAAGGAUUUACA